AUGCCGGCAACUGGAAGAGUGCUAUUACUCCAGGACCAGUCAAGGUUGCCUAAUGCAAGGAUCAGAAUGCCAGCAGUCAGCAGGCAUGAUCUGCAGCAGAUGGUUAGAGAGCAUGCUGCCAAGUGCAAGGAUGAGGGAGUGAGAUCAGAAUUACAGGCAGUGAUCUGGGAUCAGAGCAUGUGGUUGUUUUGCUUUGGAGACUGGAGAGUGCUGUCAGACUGGACUGCUGAUUGGAGACUGCUGUUAGGCUGUGUAGUGGAGAAGUGA
Messenger RNA from Ilex paraguariensis (yerba mate), 267 nucleotides. NCBI's taxonomy places the organism in Eukaryota, Viridiplantae, Streptophyta, Magnoliopsida, Aquifoliales, Aquifoliaceae. The record is from the annotation of a GenBank genome assembly.